Arvicola amphibius (Eurasian water vole) is the source of this 7503-nucleotide messenger RNA. RefSeq names its product WIZ zinc finger (gene Wiz). Gene Ontology annotation, biological process: regulation of transcription by RNA polymerase II. Gene Ontology annotation, molecular function: DNA-binding transcription factor activity, RNA polymerase II-specific; RNA polymerase II cis-regulatory region sequence-specific DNA binding. NCBI's taxonomy places the organism in Eukaryota, Metazoa, Chordata, Mammalia, Rodentia, Cricetidae. The coding region runs from base 3333 to 6509 and encodes 1058 amino acids. The transcript is spliced from 9 exons. The record is from RefSeq and is a predicted model, not a curated record. Gene Ontology annotation, cellular component: nucleus.
GGAGGGAACAGACCAGACUGGAGCCCUUCCCCUUCCCCAGGGCUUCAGAGGGAUGGAUGGGUGAGUUGAGGGUGUCCACUCUGCUUUCUUGGAAGCAUUUCAUCUGUCUGUAAUUCUAGCACUUAGGUAAGAUGCUCAGGGCCAGCCUGAACCGCAUAGCAAAUUCCAGGCCUGAGCUAGGCUAAACAGUCAGACCUUAUUUUUUUUUUAAAAAGCAUAUUAACGCCGGGCGGUGGUGGCGCACGCCUUUAAUCCCAGCACUCGGGAGGCAGAGGCAGGCGGAUCUCUGUGAGUUCGAGACCAGCCUGGUCUACAAGAGCUAGUUCCAGGACAGGCUCCAAAGCUACAGAGAAACCCUGUCUCGAAAAAAACCAAAAAAAAAAAAAAAGCAUAUUAACAAAUUUUAUCACCACUAUAUUGCCACAUAAGGGUAAUUUCUGUUUUAUUCAAGGACUUGUUCAUGGCCUUUUCUGAAUUCAAUUUCUCAGUGAGUUCUUUCUAGAAGCAAUGGCACUUUAUAAGCACAAAGCCAUUGAACUCCUUACAGCGACCCUGUGAAAGUGGGUGUUUUCAUCUUAUCCAUUUUACAGAGGAGGAAGCUGAGGCACAGAGAACUUAAUUUACCUGCCCCAAAUUACAUAGUUAGAGGGAGCUAAGCUUUGCAAUCCAGGUAGUUGGGCAACAGUUGGUUCUUUGUUCUGGGAAAAUCUCCUAUGUUGAAUACUACAUCCAAUAGAACUUUGUCAGAUGUCAGAAAUAGUCUUUAACAAUCUCUGCUGGCUGGAGGGUCACCAUGGGCUACAUGUAGCCAUUGAGCACUUAAAAUAUGACUAGUACUGAUCCAUUGGUGAUCUUACUGUAGUGGGUAGCACAGACCUAGAAUCCAGACUCUAGCUGGGGGUGUGGUUCAGUGGUAGAGUACCUGCUUAGCAUGGGCAAAGCCCUAGUCUGGUUCAGUCUCUAGACUCAGACAGUUCUGUCCUGCCACUCUGACAAACCCUUCCCAUACUCGAGCAAUUGCAUGCACUAAGGCUUCAACCUUUGUCAUCUCAGAUAUGCCAAAAAAACAAGCUGGUAGGGCAAAGGAUUAUUUUAUUUUGCUUUGAUGUUCUGGGCAUGGAACCCUGGGCCUCAUGCAUGUUAGACAAAUGCCCUCACCACUAAGCUAUGCUCCUAGCCCUAGGAUCAUUGGGUAUUUAUCUCAAAGAAACUGUGAAUUAUUUGCUUUGUUCCAGCCACAUACAGGCAGAGCUGGACUUCUGAGCUUCUUGUUUGGUGGUGUCUUAAAAUCUAGAAUCGGUGUUUGGUGUUAAAUUACAGGAUGGACACAGCAGAAUUAGAGGAAAAGUGAAGGACCUGGUCUUGCAAAACUUGACAUUUCUGGGAGCUUUUAAAAGACAAAGAACUCAGCUAAACAUGGUGGUACACACCUUUAAUUCCAGCACUCUGGAGACAGAGGCAGGUGGCUCUCUGAGUUCAAGGCCAACCUGGUGUAUGUAAUGAGUUCUAGGAUAGCCAAGGCUGCAUGAAGAGAUCCUGUCUCAAGAAAUAAAAAUGGGAGUCAGAGAACUGAGCUGCGAGGUGUAGUUGAGUGAAAUUCAAACUCCUUGACUCUGAGGAGUGAAACACAUCUAAACUGGCAGAAUUAAUGCAGGGUACAGGGACUGGCUUUCUUCCGCGGUUCCUCUACCUACAGUUUCCAGGCUCCUGCCUAGAUGUAUAUUUUAGACUUGGCCAGAUCCACCGUCCCAUCUGUAAGCCAUGUAAAGACACUUGAGAAUUUUCAAAGGACAGGGUGGGGAUGUCAAAAGUCCAUCUCUUGCUGGGUGGUGGUGGCCCACGCCUUUAAUCCCAGCACUCAGGAGGCAGAGACAGGCAGAUCUCUGUGAGUUCGAGGCCAGCCUGAUCUACAGAGUGAGUUCCAGGACAGGCUCCAAAGAUACAGAGAAACCCUGUCUUGAAAAAUCACAAAAAAGUUCAUCUCUUCCUUGAACAAGAAGGAAAUUGAGGUACAGCAGAUAGGUUGGUGACUGACUGAAGCCAUAUCUCAGAGAGAGGCAGAGGAAUGGCACGUGGGGCUUUUUGCCUUUGGUAAAGAUUGCUGGUGAUUCAGCUUUUCCACCUGAUUUGGUUUGUAAUGUCUUAGGGAUGACUGGAAGGUAGAGCCAGCUCUAAGGAUGUCUUUAUCUGUAGAAAGCAAUCUCUGGGAGCUCCAGCUGUGACCCCUUUUUCUGUGUUACCCCAGCACAGGCCUGCAUAUCAUGCACACAUUUCUUAUCUGGCGUCUGAGCCAGACACUCCCAAGGAUGAGACCAAGUACCUAACAGCCAAAUUCACUUAUGACCAAAAUAUUUACACACACACACACACACACACACACACACACACAUACACACACAAAGAAAAAAAAUCAGUGUGUCACCUCCCAGAGGGAGCUGACCCAAACUCUAGGGUGUGAGGAAGUAGAGUCGGCUUUGCUUUGGCUUUAUCUAAGGGGAGGAGAGAGUUAUGGCCUGUUUAGGGAACACAUGAAGAUGGGGGGGAUAAGGAGUAGCUGAAAUUAUCUUAAGAACUUUGCAAAGUAAGGAUGUUCCAAAUCAGGCUCAGGUUAGGGCAGUGGUCCUGCGUGGCAGUUGUUUUAGUAGGUUCUUCCCCUUUUGCCAAGUAAGCCAGAAGGGGAGGAUACCAGGUUGGAGGCGGGGCAGCGGUCAGAUUCUGGUUCCACCCAUCUGUCAAGGAACAGCUGGACUCUGCAGUUUGAAGUUGGGGCGGGAGAGUGUGGGGUGCUAGAAUCGUACGUAGGUAAGGAGGAACCGAGUUUCUUGGAUGGCGGGACUGCUCUAUCCAAGAUCAGCUAUAGAUACCAGGGUGACGUGGGGAUGGGGAGGAUCACCGUGGUCAAGGAUCUAUUGUCUUUCAGGGUUGUUCUAGAAGGCUUGCCUUGAGUAAGGAAAAAGAAAGCGACAGAGUCUCAAGGCAGGUCCUAGCUCUGCUGUCAGGGUUCUAAUUCUGAAUGUUAAUAUUGAGGUGAAUGUGUGUGACUGGAGUGUUCCCUUUCUAGCCGUAGGGAUGUGCGGAUCACGGUCUAGGGCGGCUGCUGGAGGCGUCUGGAAGCUUGACCUGUGUGCGUGAGCCCUAGCGCUCCAGGCAGCUCCCAAGAGCUUCCAAGUCAGCUCCUCAGCGCCCAGAGCAUUUCGCUCGAGGCGCUCGACGCUCUUCAGGUUGCCCUGGGUGCGCCCGGAGGGGCGGAGCAGAGCACGCUCGGUGGUAGCAGCGCGCGGCGCUCCGCUGCUCUCGCCUGGGGCGGCCGCCCCGCGUGCGCCGGAGCCAAGAUGGCCGCCUCCACCGCCCAGUGCCGAGUGACAAAAGCGGAGAGCAAGGCGGCGGCGGGGCCGCGCGCGGGGGGUGCCCGGGAGCGCGCGACCACGGGGGCGCCCUCGCCAAGUCCCCCGAGUCCAGACCCGGUGGUUCUCCCGGCGCCGCCGCCUCCGCCCCCGCCUCCGCCGCCACCGCCGCCGUCGCGGGACGGGCCCAAGGCCGAGCCGGAGCAGGGUCCCGGGCCCGUGCCCGUGCCCGCGCCCGCGCCGGGCCUUUGUUCUGAGGAAAACACAAUGGUGGCCAUGGACUUGGGGUCUCCCUUACUCCCAAAGAAGAGCCUGCCUGUCUCUGGGGCCCUGGAGCAGGUGGCCAGUCGACUGAGCAGCAAAGUGGCUGCAGAGGUUCCUCAUGGCAGCAAACAGGAGCUGCCAGACCUCAAGGCCCAGAGCCUGACCACCUGUGAGGUCUGCGGUGCCUGCUUUGAGACACGAAAGGGCCUGUCCAGCCAUGCACGUUCCCAUCUGCGGCAGCUGGGGGUCGCAGAGUCAGAAAGCAGUGGUGCUCCCAUCGACCUUCUCUACGAGCUGGUGAAGCAGAAGGGCCUGUCUGACGCUCCCCUGGGGCUGCCCCCUAGCCUGACCAAGAAGUCCAGCUCACCAAAGGAGUUGGUUGCUGGGGCUGCCAGGCCUGGCCUGCUCACCCUGGCCAAACCUGUGGAUGCCCCUGCUGUCAACAAAGCCAUCAAGUCACCUCCUAGCUUCUCAGCCAAGGGCCUGGCCCACCCAUCCAGCUCUCCACUCCUCAAGAAGGCCCCACUCACUCUGGCAGGAUCUCCUACACCCAAGAAUCCUGAAGACAAGAGCCCCCAGCUAUCCCUGAGUCCCCGGCCGACCUCCCCAAAGACACAGUGGCCCCAGUCUGAGGAUGAGGGGCCUCUGAAUCUCACUUUAGAUAGUGACGGGGGCAGAGAGCUGGACUGCCAGCUGUGUGGUGCCUGGUUUGAGACCCGCAAGGGCCUGUCCAGCCACGCCCGUGCCCACCUGCGCCACCUGGGCGUCAGCGACCCGGAUGCCAAGGGAUCCCCCAUAGACGUGCUCCACGGGCUCAUCAGGAGGGACGGCAUCCAGAUCCGCCUCCCACCCGGGCGGGGAGCCCUGGCCCAGCUGGGGCGUCCUCCUUCUGCCUCCACGGCCCUCUCCUUGCUCCCUCCCCCACCGCCGGCCAAGAAGGCCAAGCUGAAGGCCUCGGGUAUGGCCAUCCCCUGGGGGAAGCAGGAUCUCUCGGCCGCCGGCAUUUUCUGGGCCUCUGAUGUGGAGCCAUCUCCUCUCAACCUCUCUUCAGGUCCAGAGCCAACAAGAGACAUCCGAUGUGAGUUUUGUGGUGAGUUCUUUGAGAACCGAAAGGGCCUGUCUAGCCACGCGCGCUCCCACCUCCGCCAGAUGGGUGUGACUGAGUGGUAUGUGAACGGCUCACCCAUUGACACACUGCGGGAGAUCCUGAAGAGACGGACCCAAUCCAGGCCAGGUGGACACCUCCACCCACCAGGGCCUAGCCCAAAAGCCCUAGCCAAGGUGGUGGGUAGCGGAGGUCCUGGCAGCUCACUAGAAGCCCGCAGUCCCUCAGAUCUUCAUAUUUCACCCCUGGCCAAGAAGUUGCCACCGCCACCGGGUAGUCCCCUGGGCCACUCACCAACUGCUUCUCCUCCUCCCACGGCCCGGAAGAUGUUCUCAGGCCUUGCUACUCCUUCCUUGCCCAAGAAACUGAAACCUGAACAAAUGAGAGUGGAGAUCAAGCGGGAGAUGUUGCCAGGGGCCCUGCAUGGGGAGCCACACCCUUCUGAGGGUCCCUGGGGCACGCCUCGAGAAGAUAUGGCACCUUUGAACCUGUCAUCCAGGGCAGAGCCAGUACGUGACAUCCGUUGCGAGUUCUGUGGUGAGUUCUUCGAGAACCGCAAGGGCCUUUCCAGCCACGCUCGGUCCCACCUGCGCCAGAUGGGUGUGACUGAGUGGUCUGUCAAUGGCUCACCCAUUGACACACUUCGAGAGAUCCUGAAGAAGAAGUCCAAGCUGUGCCUCAUUAAGAAAGAGCCUCCAGCUGGAGACCUGGCUCCUGCUCUGGCUGAGGAUGGCUCCCCCACAGCAGCUCCUGGGGCUAUACAUUCCCCACUGCCUCUGUCACCCCUGGCUAGCCGGCCUGGAAAACCAGGAGCUGGGCCGGCCCAGGUUCCCCGGGAGCUCAGCCUGUCGCCCAUCACAGGGGCUAAGCCUUCAACCACCAGCUACCUGGGCCCAGUGGCAACCAAACGGCCCCUGCAGGAGGACCGCUUCCUCCCAGCAGAGGUCAAGGCCAAGACCUACAUCCAGACUGAACUGCCCUUCAAGGCAAAGACUCUCCAUGAGAAGACCUCCCACUCCUCCACCGAGGCCUGCUGUGAGCUCUGUGGCCUUUACUUUGAAAACCGCAAAGCCCUAGCCAGCCAUGCGAGGGCACACCUUCGGCAGUUCGGUGUGACAGAGUGGUGUGUCAACGGCUCUCCCAUCGAGACGCUGAGUGAGUGGAUCAAACACCGGCCCCAGAAAGUGGGUGCCUACCGAAGCUACAUCCAGGGUGGCCGCCCCUUUACCAAGAAGUUCCGCAGUGCUGGCCAUGGCCGUGACAGUGACAAACGGCCACCCCUGGGGCUGGCACCUGGGGGCCUGUCCCUGGUUGGCCGAAGUGCUGGGGGGGAACCGGGGCCUGAGGCUGGCAGGGCAGCUGACAGUGGUGAACGGCCUCUGGCAACCAGCCCACCCGGGACCGUGAAGUCAGAGGAGCACCAACGGCAAAAUAUCAACAAAUUUGAACGCAGACAAGCCCGCCCACCAGAUGCCUCUGCAGCUCGGGGUGGUGAGGAUGCCAAUGACCUGCAACAGAAGCUGGAAGAGGUGCGGCAACCCCCACCCCGGGUCCGGCCAGUCCCCUCCCUGGUGCCUCGGCCCCCCCAGACGUCACUGGUCAAGUUUGUGGGCAACAUCUAUACCCUCAAGUGCAGGUUCUGUGAAGUGGAAUUCCAGGGCCCACUCUCCAUCCAGGAAGAGUGGGUGCGACAUUUACAGCGGCACAUCCUGGAGAUGAACUUCUCCAAAGCAGACCCUCUGCCUGAGGAGCCCCAGGCCCCACAGGCACAGACAGCAGCUGUAGAGGCGCCCUAACAUACACGCAUUCCAGAUCCCCUCUUGUGCCACCUGUCACCUUCUGUUUCUCCUCUGUCCUCUUCCCAUUUCCCUCUUUCUUUUCCGUUUCCAAAGGAGCAAGCCAAAACCUCAAACCGGCGCCCUUUGGGGGCCGGGCACACUACAUCCUGGGCGCCGGGAGCCAGCGAGCCACCUUCCCUCAGCCUGAGGACUCUGGGGCCACAAGGGUACCCUCCUUGAGCCUACCUGGUUGGUCCAGCAGGGGCAGUAGCCAGGCCUUUGGUGGUGGCCAAUCUGGUUACAGGGGAGAAUAGCACUUCCCUGUGUCUAGCAACCAGGCAGGGCUAUGUCUGCCAUCCGUGGCCAUUUGCAAAGACCCCAAAGACCCCUGUUCCCUUUUGCCCCCAUGAAUAUCUAUUCUCACUCAUGCACAGGCAAACAUACACACACGCGCACCUCGUGAGACCUGGGAUCUGCCCUAGCCCCCACAGUUCCCAAGUCAAACAACCACAUCAUGCCACGGUGCUUGCUCAGGGGAAUCCACGCUCCCUCUGCUAACCUACUAGGGCUUGGGAGCCCCCACUGAGCCCACAAUGCCACGGAAAUUCUUGUUGGCUGCCCCCUCCCCCCCCAAAGGGGGCCUUCCUAGCUUGGAAGAGUUCAGAGCUGACAGCUGCCUCCUGCCAUGUCAGAGCCUCAGGGGCUCCAGGGCUGGGAGGGUAGAGUGAGGGGUGGGACUCUCCUCUCCCACCCCUGCCACCCUCCCCCUUUUCACUGUUGCUUUCUUUGUAUAGCUCCCUAGAUCUUUCACUUUUUUAAAAAAAAAAAAAAAUGCGUUUUGUGUAGAGAAUAAGGAACGUGGAUCUUUUUAUUUUCCAAUCCUGGGCCAGCUAGAUACCGGGAGCUAAUUGACCUUUUAACCUUUUUCAGUGGCCAUCUUUUGGUUAUCAAUGUACCUAGAAAUAUGUAAAUUAGAUUAAAUUUCUCUUCUGGAAACACCCCAGGGCAGGCA